Molecule: messenger RNA, 3817 nt
Organism: Eurytemora carolleeae
Lineage: Eukaryota; Metazoa; Arthropoda; Copepoda; Calanoida; Temoridae
Product: neuropeptide F receptor
Exons: 15
Coding region: 100-1575 (491 amino acids)
Biological process (GO): G protein-coupled receptor signaling pathway
Cellular component (GO): membrane
Molecular function (GO): neuropeptide Y receptor activity
Source: RefSeq, a predicted model, not a curated record
AAUGGACGAACCAUUGCUCUCAUACCAAUGAACCCGGAUUCGUGAAACCAAGAGAAAACUCACCGACAAAGAAGAGAAGAGAACAUAACGAGAAAAAGGAUGAGUGAGUUUACAGAUGAUAUAGAGAUGGGACUGAACAGUGACAAUAGUUUGGAUGAAUACUUCCUUGAUAAUGAUACCUUUGGCUUGAAUAAUAGUUCCAACAGCACAGGUGGUUCUAAUCCUGAACUAGAGAUGGUCAUACAUUCCUUUACUCAUGAUACUCAGGUUCUGAAAGGCGUGACUCACUUUGCAGUUAUUUCUGCAUACACGGUUCUUUGCCUCUUCUCAGUGAUUGGAAAUUCUUUGGUGAUGUUUGCUUUCAUGGGCAGAAAACAGCUCAGAACAGCCAGGAACAUCUUCAUCUUCAACUUGGCAUUCUCAGACUUGCUGUUCUCUCUGACCAUCCCGUUUACAGCACUGGAUGGACUAUCCAAUCAUUGGCCACUAGGGGACUCAAUUCUGGCUUGCAAGUUUGUAAAGACUAUGCCUUGCAUUGCAGUGUUUAUGUCCUCUCUAACCAUUGUGGCAAUUGCCCUAGACCGAUAUAGAGUUAUUGUUUCUUCAUCCGGCAAACAGAUCGGAGAACUUGGAGCCUGGCUUCUUCUCCCCUUCAUCUUCAUCCUCUCCUUCAUUCUCUCUACCCCGGUACUGAUGGCCUCUACCCUCGACUCCCUAGAGAACCUUCUGGAAAAGAUCUUUGGACUUCAAGAUCACUACCGAGCUCAAAUACAGGGUGUUCUAAUCUGUUAUGAGGAUUGGACCUUUGGAGUUAAGAGACAGGCAUCUAAGCAUGAUAGAAUAUGGUUCACAGUGUACUCCAGUGGAAUCCAGUUCUUGAUUCCUCUGAUCAUCAUCUCCGCCAUCUACUGGAGAAUAUACCUCUUCCUCAAGAACAACCGAUAUCAGGUCCAGGCUAUAAAUGAAAAGCAGAGAAAAACCAACAAAAUUCUUCUCGCCAUUUCAAUCACAUUCUGUGUCAGCUGGUUACCGUUCAGCGUGUUCUGUCUUCUCAGUGAAAUCUUCAACUUGUUUUCCGAUCCAGAGAAUAUGAUGCUUGUAUUCUGUUUGUGUCAUCUCCUUGGACUCACCAGCUCCUGUUCUAAUAGUAUCCUGUACGCUUUCCUUAAUGAUAAUUUCCAGAAGGAAAUUUUCCAAAUAUUUUCCUGUUUCAAACAAUCACCGAGGUUUACCAGACGCACACAGACUCCCAGAGAGAGGAAUCUAAACCAAUCAAUGAUGGUGUCAAUGUCCCACUGCUCUUCUUCUUUAAUCAAGAAAUAUCGGAGCAGCAACAAAACUGACUCUGCCCCCAGCAGCCAGCUCAACGGAUCCUCGGGUGAAAUCAUUAACGGGAGUCGAGAUCAUCUUCUUGGUAACAAAGAAGCGGUUUCCUUCAUCCCUAUGAUCUUCAACAACAACCCUGACACCUGCAAGGGUUCUAACAACUGCCAGAGCUCCAAGACCCUCUAUGGAUCCACUAGAGUUCAAGGUGCUAAUAGCUCCAACCAGGAGAUAGCCGACACCUAUGUUUAGACGAUCAGAGAUCUAACCAUAUGCAUAGACUAGAUAUAUACACUACACAGACUGCUAAUCAGCUUUCACGGGCUGGGUUUAGUAGGUCUAUAGUGGUACCGGUACAAAAGGUUUUUGACCGCCAUCUAACCGUCAUUAACCUAACCUAACACUUUUAACAUCAAAUCAUAAAACUUAUGAAUUAAGACUAUUUUAUAUUUUGUAUCCAAAGAAUCCUUAAAUAUCCCUGAAUACAGACGUUUGCUUAUUGGUUGUGUACUCCAUUUGUACACGAUCGAGUUCGUUGUAGAAAAUAUCGCAUAUUCAAACCUUAUAUAUAUCUCUGUACUCUCUUAUCUCUGGAUAUAACAUUGCAUAAAAUAUCAAUAAUCACAAUUCAUGUAAUUUAUAACCAGAUAGAAAAAUUUUAAAAAUAGAUAUGUUUUGUAGAUUCUGAAUGGGCUAACCUUGAUUACAUAGGAGACAGAUUAGUUUUGCUUUCCUAAGGAAUCAACAUUUAAAAAAUUGUAUUUUCAGCUUUCUAAUAAUAGAAGGAAUCUAAAAAUGUUCUUUUAAGAUAAUCUUUGAUUUUCGACAGCUAUCAAUAAGUUUCUUUUUUGGACAAUUUGAAACUUGUACUGAAUCUAAACUCACCAAGGAUCAAUGAACCUUGAAAAGGAUCUUAUUACAAUAAUUACUACGUAACAAUUAUUGCGAAACUGAUUAAUUGGUAAUAAGAAUCCCCUGUUUUGUUUGUUUGUUGGAAGAACGGUGUUUCAACCAAUGAGUGGUCUAGACGUGUUUCCAAUCGGGACCAAUCAGAAGCCAGGAUUUUUAAACUUCUGCUAGUCCAUUAUAAAGUUUUUAACCUAGCCAGUCUGAUUGUAUCUCAAUCAAAAAUGUUCUUUUCCUAACUGUAAAAUCAUGUAAGAGUUAAUUUUUGAAUGGAAGACAAAUAAAUUCAUAUUUUUUCAUAAAACCGAAUGUCUUAAGCGAUGGCCCGGAGCUUUUAAAUUGCUACUUAACAUUAAAUCAUAUCUUCCAUUUAAAUUUUUUUUUUCUUCAAUUUUUUACAAACUUAAUUUUUUUCUUCAAACAAUAGACCAAUUCAAUUUUAGAAAUAAAAUCAAGCAAAAUCCUUAAACUGGGACCAAAGUUGUGAAAAUCUGAGCCCACUGUGAUUCCUAUCUUUGGCUCUUGGAUUUCGAGGUGCUUGCUGUUUUUCCUUUCAUUGAGUAAAAAAAAAAACAAAAAAACAGAAAUUUACAUUUUUUAACACAAUCAUUUCUUAUAUUUUUUAUUUGAGUAUAAAAAAUUGUGUAGUUUAAAAUGGAAUGACAUGAGUAAAUAUUGAUAUAAGAAAUUGUAAUACCCUCUCUGAAGUCAUAUAAAAUUUAUGGACUGUCAACUUAUUUUAUUGUAGUUCUGUAUUGUGUAUGUUUAAUUGUACAAUAGGUAUUAUUUUACCAAUGUGAAACUGAAAACAAUUUAUUCCAACCGAAACAAAAUUAAAAUAGAUUUUUUGGAUCGUUCCCAAUUUUUGAGAGAAGUCAUGUGAUGUAGAAAUACAAAAUAAUAAAUUCUAUUUUCAAAUUUACUAAAAAUAAUAUUUAUUCUUUAAAAAAAAUAUUUUUUAAUGAGAGCCCAAAAUGUAUUUUUCUAAACAUGAUCUUCAAUUUUGAAACUGAGAAAACUAGUGAUAAAUUGUUUAAGAUGUCUAAAUUAAAGUGUGGUUUAUAUGUAUCGUAUUAUUGUUGUCUUUCAAAUAGUGAUUUUAACAUUUCAAAAAAACUAAACAAUUGCCUCAAAUUGAAAUUUUCUAAUACUCAUAUCUUUGAAAUCUGAUGUUUACAGAACUUGGAUAUUUUAACUUAGUUGUGCCAAAUAUAAUAGUCAAAGUUUGAAACAUUAAGGUUGCAAAGAUAUAUGUGACUAAAAGAUUAGAGUUUGAGGCAAAUGUUCAGAAUUAUUAAAACUCGGAAUUUCAUAUAACCAACAUCGUGAAGUAUAAGUGUUAUUAAAAUUCUUUGAAAUUAAAAUCUGAGCUGAAAACUUUUGAAGCGAAUAUCCUUAAUCCCGAUCUGUUAAUUAAUCUGGAGAUCAAUAACAAGAGGAGAACAAGCUAUAUUUAAUCUGGAGGUAAAGAAAGAGAGAGGAUUGAUUUCGAUAUCCACCAUUCUAAAGUUUACUGUUCUGUUUUACUUUCUUAAUAAAGUAACCCCCUAUUUAUUGUGAUACUGUUAUUUGUUAAUAAAUGUUUUUA